Molecule: messenger RNA, 1191 nt
Organism: Acanthamoeba castellanii str. Neff
Lineage: Eukaryota; Discosea; Longamoebia; Acanthamoebidae
Product: Peroxin 16 (Pex16), putative
Exons: 9
Coding region: 1-1191 (396 amino acids)
Biological process (GO): peroxisome organization
Cellular component (GO): peroxisomal membrane
Source: RefSeq, a predicted model, not a curated record
AUGGAGCUACUCCGGCAAGCGGUAUCCGCCUACGAGCAGCUGGUCGUGGUGCAGGCUUCCCAAGUCGGGUACAUGGAAAAUGCGCUCCGGGGCCUCUUCUUCUUCAGCCCUGGCCGCUUUCGGGAGUCGGAGCUUGCCAUCGAGUUCGGAUACGGAGCGUUGGGGCUGCUGGGCAUGUACCACGACGUGGUGGUGCUGCGCCACUUUCGCCGCGCCACGGGAAGCGGCGAGGCGCGGCUGUCCAAGGCCGACUGGCUGCGCGUGGGACUCACCGCGCUGCAACACACGGAGCUCUUUGCCGAGGUGGCCGCCCAGCAUCGCCUCGGCUCUCGCGGCAAGUGGACCACCGUGGCCAUCGUCGAACUCCUCAAAGCGUUGGUGAGGCUGGGCCUGCUGGCCGUCCAGGGAGGUCGUAUGAUCGUCCAUCAGAAGGUCCCAGAGCGCACAGAGGUCCUCACCGAAGAGAACCAGCACCUCUUCACCGCAGAAGCGCUGGCCAAGAUCCGCAGCCGGAGCACGGGCGGCGAGGCGGCGGGUGCCACCGCGGCCAAGCAGCAGCCCGGCGAGGAGGAGGAGGACAUCCUCCUGCGGCCCCUCCACGACUCCUACCCCCCUCUUCCUCCCCCUCCGGCGGAGAGUGCUGUGCGAGGCGGACGAAGCCAGAGGGAGACGAUCCUCCGAAGGGGAGGGGCGAGAGGCAGGGCGGCGGCGCACCACCCGCACGACGCGGCCCCGCCCGCCCACGAGAGCGGCGGCCAGGCCCUGGCAGGAAGCAACGGCCCGCACGACAACGACGCCGAUGCUGCUGCUGUCGUCCUCAAGGGUUGGGCGCUCACCGGGGAGCUCCUCUACAUACUGCGACCUCUGGCCUACCUGGCGGCAAUGUACGUGUGGGGCGUGCGAUCGUGGCGAGCCUGGUGCUGUUCGCUGGCCGUGGACGUGGGGGCGUGGGCGUGCUCCUCCACGGCAUCCAAGUCCCCGUCGCCUGAGCUCAGUCGUCGCACCACCCAGUGGGCGUACUACCUGGUGCGCUCCCCCUUCUACGAGGCUCUGCUCACCAGCUGCGUGCUCCGUCGUCUGGCCGACCUGCUCAAGCGACUACCGUUCGUGACCGCUGCUCUCGGCAUGGCCCGAUCCUACAUCGAGGCGUACAGGGAGCGGUACUUCUACAUCAGCGGGUCGUCGGCCUGA